CUCCUCAGUCAGGCGAUGUCAAAACUAUCGUAAUCGGUGGAGUGGUGUAAAAUCAGCUGCAGUGACCGACUGCUGAAGAAUGAAGAAGCACUUGAAACAAGUAGCGGGGUAGACUCACAACAAAGCUCUGUUUGGUCCUGGGUGUAAACACGUUACGUAAAACGCCUAAAUUCGAACGUGACAGUGACUGGUGCAUACUAAGAUUGCAAACAAAGAUUCAGAACUUUGUAACAGACCUCUGUUUACAAAUCCACUACCCUGUGUAAGAAACCAGUCAUUUUAUACAUCAUAACAUCAAGAUGGACCUUGUGGAUUUAGUGUACCCUGAGCUGACCUUGAUGAACCCAGCAGCACUGACUGUGGUCACAGUAACAGCCAUGAUGAGCCUUUAUGUGUAUUUUAUGCAGCCAAGUAUGAUUUUGCAAGCUUAUUUCAGAGUGGCUGUUAGAUGGAGUGGCAUGAAGAUCAGGUGCACAAAAUUGUUACCAGAUGGCUUUCGGUUCUUUUAUGGUGAAAAGGGCCAGAAAACGAAAGGACAAAUGAGUGUUGUCUUUUUGCAUGGCUUCACUGCUGACCACUUCAUGUGGGCUCCGAUUGUUCAGAAUAUUCCGUCAUCGAUUCAUGUAAUUGCGGUUGAUCUGCCCGGCCACGGCUUCACCAUGGAUCCACUGGAUAAUGACGACAUUGGCUUCAGGGCCCAAGUUACACGUAUUAAACAAUUCUUGGAUCUGAUUGACCUGACUGAGCCAGUGCAUCUGGUGGGCAUUUCCAUGGGUGGGGCUCUGGCUGGUCUUUUUGCUGCCGAGUUUCCAGACUUGGUCGGGGCAUUGAGUCUCACAUGUCCCAGCAUGAAAACGCCAGAAGAAAGCCACAUGAUCAAGAGCAACAAAGAGCGAGUGCUGCAGGCGGGUGAGCUGACCAUUGAGAACUGCCCCAUGCUGCCGCAGACGUCGAGGCAAGUGCAGGAGAUGCUCAACAUCAGCCAUUACUUUUCCGUCUCCUACCCCUCACAGAUUCUGAAAGGUGUGGCUGAACUGCGGAAAAGGAAAAAUGACUUCUACCUGCGUUUGGUCAGAGAAAUAAUCUCAGAACCAUCUCAAGUCAUGCUGGAGAGUAGCCUGUCUAAAAUCUCCAGCCCAACGCAAGUCAUUUGGGGCCAAGAAGACUGGAUAGUGGAUGUGUCCGGGGUGGACGUUCUGAGGAAGCACCUGCCCAAUUGCCGGCGGGUGAACAUUAUGCCGAAGUGUGGCCAUGCUGUCAACCUGGACCAACCGGCGCAGUUUGCUCAGAUUGUCUUAGACUUUUGGCGAGACCAGCAGAGCAGGAUGCUUCCCGAAGGGAAGAAGUGCUCGUGAUGUCACGCCGAGAGGGUAGUUUUAUAAAGAGCAUCAGUCAUCUGUGCUCAUUUUUCAGGCCAGUGACUCCACACAAUAUGUUUUGUAUAUAUAGCCACUUGUUUUUGACUUAAUACAGACGGUGAUUUAUUCAGGUAUUUCUUUUGAUGUACAUCUUGUCAAGAAUGUUUUUAGAGGAACUGUUAUGAACAAUCUGUUUAAUUGUUAUAAGCAGAAUCAUAAUGUCCUCUGUUAUUACCAUUUAUUGUACAGAAAGAUUCCUCUCCUUCUCUGCAAUACUGUAAACUUAAAUGGGUCUCUAUAAAGCAGAAGUGAUAUUGUUUAGUUUUGAGUAUUGAGCUCAUCUGAAUGCUCAUCUUUGGGACUUCAAAAACUGGCUCAAGAAAGGAAAUCCACUUCAGGAAAGAUCAGCCCUAGCCAUUGACUCUCCCUGGGGUGAAGUAUUGCUUCCUCAGGGUUUGCAGUAGGAGUUGGACAAAGUUCUGCCAAUGCGAUGUUGUAUCGUUAUAAAAUUUCAGUUAUCCUAAAUGUCUGUCCUGCCCAUCGGAAAAGGUCAAAGGAAAAGUUU
Aplysia californica (California sea hare) is the source of this 1923-nucleotide messenger RNA. RefSeq names its product monoacylglycerol lipase ABHD6. The transcript has 9 exons. The record is from RefSeq and is a predicted model, not a curated record. NCBI's taxonomy places the organism in Eukaryota, Metazoa, Mollusca, Gastropoda, Aplysiida, Aplysiidae. The coding region runs from base 300 to 1355 and encodes 351 amino acids.